CCGGCGCGGGUUCCCGGCGGGCUGGCGCUUCUCCACGGGUCCGCCUGCGCCUUCCAUCGCCCGAGGGCCGAGAAGGAGGACGUGGGGAAGCAGACCUGAUCCUCCCUUUACCGAGGGCUCGGCCCCCUUCACCGUGCCUGACGCGGCGCGCGGGUCCCCGAGACCGCCGGGCGCGGGGAAGCAUGCCGGGUUUCCCAGGCCGGGACGGAGCCUCCUUGAUCCAGGCCCCUCCCAGGCGUGUUGAGGUCUGGGGUGGGAGGGUGCAGUGUGCGGCGUUGGGGGGCGGGCGGUCCCCGGGAAUCUCUGCGCCCCGAACCCCAGCGCGGCAUCAUGGCUGCGGAAGGGCGCUCGCCACCGACCCCGCCGCCUUGGCUCAGACGUUGUAGCGGACCGCUGAUGGACCUCACCUGGCCAUCUCAGGCCCUUUCCAACCUCCUCCCUCGUAAAACUAGUGCUAGUUGGGGCGAGCCGUUUUAGGAGUCCUUGUGGGUCUCACAUGCGUUUAACUUUUCACCUGUCCACUGGCUUCUGUAAACUUUCCAACCCCUGUCAGAAUGUUGACCCAUCUCACCCACUGUGUUCCUUGUCACUGUCGGAGUUUCACCUCUCAUUCUCUUUCAAGCUUUCUCCCUUUCCCUUCCCCUUUCUUAGGCCAGUGGAAAUCCAGUCAUGGUAUCCCCAUAGAGAGGUGGGGGGAACCAGCAGCUUUGCGCAGAAGGAAAAAGUAGCUCAGCUGCUAAAGCGUCCAUCUCCUGAAGUGUGCCCGCCUGUCCUUCAGGGGCUCUCCCUGCAAGAGGACUCAACCCCGAAAGGCUCUGUCAGGCCCUGGGGUUGUGCUUUCAUGCAAAACAGCCACUCCUGCUAGUUUGUGCAAGUGGUUACGUGCCCUCAGCAAAAGCCAGGUUUCUGAUGUGAACCUUUCGAUUUUUCCUUUGGCGGAAAAGUCGUUUACGGAUCCCUGCGUUUAGUUAUGGCUAUAGCUCAGUAGAGGACAAUGGACUUGGCUAACCAAAGGUCGACUUGGUCAUAAGAAUGACCUAUUUCUGGGAGAGACUGGCCAUUCUGCCUGUUGAAUCUGAAAGCAGGGAGCAAUUUCAUUCGAUUUUAGAUACCUGAAACAUCACAGCAACUUCUGGGUGGUUCUGAGGAUUAAAGAGGUUUGGAGGUUGCUAUGUUCAUGCUGCUUGUCUUUGGAGCAUUGCUUCCUGAGGUCCCCCUGAGUGGCCAAGACAAGGCUCCUCCCCAGGCCGAUGGCAUUUCAGCCACCCCUCUGUUCAACUAUGCCAGCCUCCGCCUGCCGGAAGAGCAUAUUCCCUUCUUUUUGCACAAUAACAGGCAUAUUGCCACAGUCUGCAGGAAAGACUCACAUUGUCCUUAUAAGAAAUACUUAGAAAAUUUGAAAUACUGCUGGGGUUAUGAGAAAUCCUGCAGACCAGAGUUCAGAUUUGGUUACCCUGUUUGCACCUAUGUGGAUAUGGGAUGGACAGACACUCUUGAAUCAGCCCAGGAAAUAUUCUGGAAGCAAGCCGACUUUGGAUACGCCGCAGAGCGUCUGGAGGAGCUCCAUGUGCUCUGCCAGCCGAAGGAAAAGAAUGACUCAAGUCUGGUGUGUUCCCGUUACCUUCAGUACUGCAGAGCCACCAAUAUCUACCUUGAUUUAAGAAACAUCAAGAGAAACCAUGACAGAUUCAAGGAAGAUUUUGUCCAGAGUGGGGAAAUUGGAGGACACUGUAAACUUGACAUUCGUUCGUUGAUGUCUCAAGGUCAGCGCAAAAGCCCUCUGCAGUCUUGGUUUGCGGAGCUGCAGAGCUACACUGAGCUCAACUUCAGACCUGUAGAAGAUGCUCAGUGUGACAUUGUUAUUGAAAAACCAACCUACUUCAUGAAACUAGAUGCAGGUGUUAACAUGUAUCACCACUUCUGUGAUUUCAUCAAUCUUUACAUUACCCAGCACGUUAACAAUUCCUUUAGCACAGACGUGUACGUUGUGAUGUGGGACACGAGCUCCUAUGGAUAUGGUGACCUGUUCUCCGACACGUGGAAAGCAUUUACUGAUUAUGAUGUUAUACAUUUGAAAACUUAUGACUCCAAAAGGGUAUGUUUUAAAGAAGCUAUUUUUUCCUUACUUCCCCGGAUGAGAUACGGGCUGUUCUAUAACACCCCUCUGAUCUCUGGGUGUCAAAAUACCGGGUUAUUCAGGGCAUUUUCCCAGCAUGUACUGCACAGACUGAACAUCACACAAGAGGGUCCCAAGGGUGGAAAAAUUCGAGUGACCAUUCUCGCACGGAGCACAGAGUAUCGGAAAAUACUGAACCAAAAUGAGCUUGUAAAUGCACUGAAAACAGUAUCUACAUUUGAGGUCCAGAUUGUUGAUUAUAAGUAUAAGGAACUUGGGUUUUUAGAUCAGCUGAGAAUCACGCAUAACACAGACAUAUUUAUUGGAAUGCAUGGAGCUGGUCUUACCCAUUUGCUUUUCCUUCCAGACUGGGCUGCCGUGUUUGAACUGUACAACUGUGGAGAUGAACGUUGUUACCUGGACCUGGCUAGGCUGAGAGGUGUCCACUACCUCACUUGGCAAAGGCAGAACAAAGUCUUUCCUCAAGAUAAGGGCCACCACCCAACUCUUGGGGAGCAUCCAAAGUUUACCAACUAUUCUUUUGAUGUAGAAGAAUUUAUGUACCUUGUCCUUCAGGCUGCAGAUCAUGUAUUGCAACACCCAAAGUGGCCAUUUAAGAAAAAACAUGAUGAGUUGUAAAUCUGUUCAGUCUUUUUGCCAAAAGGGAGUUUUUGAGCAGUCCUGCACCCAGACUCACCUCACAGUUAAAUAGGUAAAACAGCCUGUUAUCUCCUAGCCCCAAAUCAUCUUUUUUUUAAAAAAAAUACCAAUACAAUGCCUUCAGGAUAUUACUUACGUCUUUUAUAGCUUUUAAGUGUUUUGUUUGAUUUUUGUGUCAUUGCUAUUUAUCAAGAUACUAUUUUUGCACUGAAAACUUUACUUUUUAUAGUUCAAAAAUUGGGCCUGGGCUCACUGGUAUCAUUGAGCUUUUUUCUUAGGGAUGCCAAAGUUUGCAACUUUCUUAGUUUUAGAAUUUGUAAGUGUUUUUGUAGAAUACCAUGAGAUCAUCAUUUUAGAGGCUUCCAACUUGAUAAUGAUAUGUUUGAGUAAAAUCACAACUCAUUUAUUUGCCAUAGUUUGUUCAUAGCACUGUUCAUAGUUGGACAGGAAAACAUGCAAUGCACACACACACACUACUGUUCAUAAUUGGAAAGGAAAACAUGCAACACACCCAUGCAUACAUGUGCACACACACACACACACACACACACACACACAGACAGUUGUGGUUUUCAGUACCAAGCUAUAGGACUGUGUUAUAGAUCAAACAGUAUUAUAAAUAGAUCUGUUUUAUUCUUAUCAGAGUCCAAAUGAGUUCUCUGUUAUAUCCUUAUAGUCAACGCCAGGUUAUAUUCAUCCAGAACCUGAAUAAAUCAUGCUGUUUCCUUAAUUCAUAUUCAUAUAUUUCAUAUGCAAAUCAUGUUUUCCCCACGUGUAACAACCACAUAUGAUAAAAGCAAAUGAGAACGUUCUUUAGAACGGUUUUAUGUAUCUUCUAGCUGGUUCCCACCGGCUCUUUCUUAGCUGUGGAGAGCAUUUAUGUAUGAAACAGUGGUUUCAUUGUGCACAUAUUUGUAAGUGCAUAUACCUGUGUGUAUCCGUCUACCUCUUUCAGCAUGAAACUAUUCCAGUGUUUGAUUUUGCAAACUUCAAGUUAGCCACAAGUAGAGAUUUUUUUUCCCCUAUAAAAAAGUAAAGGCAAAAAAGGGUAAAGACACACAUGAAUUAGCCAGUUCAAAAUGAGUAAGAAGCCAUAAGAGAGUGUCAUAGAUUAAAAAGUAUCUGACAGCCACCCCUACUCCCUCAGUGAGAUUCAUUUCUUACUAUUUAUGAACCUUCAAUUUAGUGGUUGGAAACCACGGAUUUAUUUUAUUGUAAAAUGUGAAGUUUACAUUUUAUUAACACUGAGUAAUCUCAUUUAGAGACUAGCAGCUUCUAUUUUUUUAAGUAAGGGAUUAACAAAGUACAGCAGAGCUAAAAUUUUUUUUAUGUUUUAGAGUAGUUAAAAGAAAAAAAGAACAUACAGAAGACAAGUGACUUGAGAAUCCUAAAAUAUUUAUUAUCUGGACCUUUACAGAACACAUUUGCUGACUCCUGCUUUAAAGGAUUAUCAACAGUCUUCUAGAGUUUAGGAAUAUUUAUUAAAAUAUCUAUAAAUGAAUUAAUGAAUCACUGUAGCAGUAGCUUUGAUUUGAGACCUUUACAAUAUUUAAAAAGACUUACAAUAUGACUUUUGAAAUGAUUGGUGUUGCUGCUGUUCUUUGUCCAAAAUACUGAGUAACUGCUGAGAAGAUCAUUCACGUGAAAGGAAUUGUCAAGGCUAUGUUGCAUGUUUAGUCAGAGAGGCAGAAACAUCUAAAAAAAAUGGCCUGAAAAAGGUUUCAGCAUUUAUCUUCUUACCUCAUUUUAAGAAGUGUUUGGCAAUGUGCUUCUGUAGAUGAGCAAGAAUUUUAGGGAUUGAAAACAAUUUCAUAAUAAAAUGUUACAUUUGCAUAUUUCACAAAGAAAGAGUACGUUUUAUAGAAAUGAGAAAAUACACUAGGUACUUUAUGUAAUUCACUUUUAUCAGACUUUCUUUUUGAUGGGAGCAAAAGAAGGUCUUCAAAUUGUUAUAAAAUUUUAAAUGUAAAGACUGCUCUUUUUAUUAAGUCUUUGAAAGAGAUGCAUGUCAUUGUUUGUACAUUUGGGAUAUGGCUUUAGAAUAAAUCUUUUUAUAUUUUAUUUGAA
Messenger RNA from Bubalus bubalis (water buffalo), 4843 nucleotides. RefSeq names its product EGF domain specific O-linked N-acetylglucosamine transferase (gene EOGT). The coding region runs from base 1172 to 2755 and encodes 527 amino acids. Gene Ontology annotation, cellular component: endoplasmic reticulum lumen. Gene Ontology annotation, molecular function: protein N-acetylglucosaminyltransferase activity. The transcript has 17 exons. The record is from RefSeq and is a predicted model, not a curated record. Lineage: Eukaryota; Metazoa; Chordata; Mammalia; Artiodactyla; Bovidae.